Thecamonas trahens ATCC 50062 is the source of this 5393-nucleotide messenger RNA. RefSeq lists its product as uncharacterized. Bases 234 to 5393 code for a protein of 1719 amino acids. The transcript is spliced from 2 exons. The record is from RefSeq and is a predicted model, not a curated record. NCBI's taxonomy places the organism in Eukaryota, Apusomonadida, Apusomonadidae.
CACCGCCAUCAUCACCGUCACCAUCGUCAUCGUUAUCAAGACGUCGUCCAUGGCCUCGAUCACCGCCCCAGUCGCCUACCUCCCAUGCUCCUCCUCCUCCUCCUCUUGUUCUGUCACACAGUGGUGGUGCGCUGUUUGUGCUGGAUACUACGGUCCCUUCGGCUGCUCUGGAACCGACGGCUCGGCUGCAGAGCUCGCGGGCAGAGGUCCUGACCGAUUCGGCAACGGCAGAGAUGAUGGCGGAUUGUCUAACACUACUGGCCAAGGGCCAGGCGGUAGCCAAGCGAUUGCGGGCUCUGCGCUUGGUUGUGCGCGUGCUGGCGCUGUAUGUCUUGCCAAAGUGGCCGCUGGUUUGGGAUGCAGUCGACGAUCUGGCAGAGGCUGAUGAUACCGGGGUGAGGCACGCAGUGUACUCCCUGCUCGACACCGCCAUCGCGUACCAGAGCCUGACAGUUGCCCACGCCCGGGCGCUCACCGUACAUAUCACCGACGCGCUCCAGUCGCGGGAUCCGGAGCUUAUGCUUGCACUCCUCGUCCGCCUCCUCCACGACGGCAAGGCGCUCCCGCUGUAUGCGCCGGAUCUGGUCGACUCGUUUGUCGAAUGGAUGCGAGCGUGGUCGCGCGAGCCGGCAACCCAUGUCCAGUCGCUGACUCGGCUUGUCAAGAUCUUGUACCUGGCCCUCUCUACCUCGGCGCACGUGAUCGACAAGGCCCACCUGCGAACGCUGGUCCAGUGUGUGGUGGGCCUCGCGACACGGACCUCAUUUGACGCCCUCGCCCACGCAUGUCUUGUGUGUCUCGACCCGGCCGUGACUGUCGCUUGUGUCAUCGAUGGCGCACCAGGCCUGCGGACGCCGGUUGUGGUGGCACUGGCGCGGCUUGUAGCGCUCCCCGACUACACUGUGGUGGCGUUUCGGCUCCUAGUUGAGGUCAUGCAUCGCGAGGGGAACACGGGUGUGAUGGCGUCGCUGCUGGCCAUUAUUGACAAGGCGUCGAACCCGCUGCGGGUCAUCGAGGUCCUCCGCGGAACGGUCUUCUUUGCCACGCGGCUUGCGCUGGACCCGCCGGACGACGCACCGCCGCAGCCGCUUGGCCCGCUGCUGGCGGCGCUGAUCCGGCUGGCGCGGCGGACGCUACGGCGUCACCUUGCCGCACCGCUCUCGCCGGCCGACCUCGCUGUCUCGCAUCCGCUCCUCACCGAGAUUGCACUCGCCCUGCUUCGCAUCAUCGAGGCCGAAGUCGGCCGCGCCGAGCACUUUGACAGCGUGCUCGAGCUUGUUGUUGUUCUCUCGUGGUUUGCCGAGCUCUACGACUCGCCGCAGACGUUUUCGGUCUCGCUCCUCCUUCGCAACCUGCCAACCAGCGGCGGCGACGAGUCGCGGCUGCGAAUGAUGCUCUCCGACUCGGGUGAGUCGGGCGACCCGCUCCUCUCGCCAACCUCCGAGUACGAACCGGGGUCAGGCCAGACAUCGCCCAGCGCGUCACGGCCGCAGGCGCGAACCUCGCUCUCGUCGCGGUCGAUGACGCUCUCGUCGCCCGAGCUCUCGCAGGCAGCGACGCCGUCGUUCUCGACCCCGGUCUCGCCGCUCUCGCACGCUAACUCGCGGUCGCGGUUCUCGGCGUCAUCAACCCGCAAGAUCUCCUCCGAGCUCGCGUCGCCGCCGCCGCAGGCUGCCCCGGGCUUUGCCGCCAACUUUAAGGCCAUUCUUGGCGCUCUGGAGAACAUCCUGCUCUCAGCCUACUCGAACCCGUUUACCUCGUGCGAGUCGUCCGCCUCGGCCGUCGGCGGCUCGGCCCGCCACCCACCGCAGCUCCUCCUACUGCUGCUAAUGCAGUACAAGGCCGUGCUGAGCGUCCGCGGCGGCGUUGCGCUCGCCGACCACCUCAUUGCCCGCCUCUCGCCACUCGUCCCGGACUGGCUUGUCUCGGCGCGGGCGUUUGCGCUCGGCUUCCUGGUCCACGAGUCGCGUCCGGCGGUAGUGCUGCGUGCGCUCCGCGGCGUCGGUGAGCUCUACGACGCGUUUCGCCACGGCUACGGCGAGGCACUGCUUGUUCGUGCCUUGCUGCCGGCAUUUGAGGCGCUUGAGGCCGUGCCUGAAGAUUCGGCGCUUAUCAGCGAACUGUAUGGCCUUCUCGGGCGGCUUGCCGAGGAUGCCGUCGGCGACGUCUUCCACAGCCUCGUGAGAGUCCUGGUCACGCCGCUAGUGAGUAGUCGCAAAGCCACGCCGAGCCACGCCUCGCUGCAGGGCUCAAGCGCAGCGCUGGCCAGCCUCAACGCGCUCGUGUAUCUCCUCGAAUUCAAGCUCGCGCGGCUGCCAGUCGAUCAUGUCCGCCUCGUGUACGGCUGCUUGCUCCGACUGCUGGCCAAGGCGUCUGCGCUUGGCCUUGACCUCUCGGCGCGGUCAGUGCUCAUGCAGGCCGUUCUGCGCAUCUCGGCCGACGACGGGUACCAGAUUACGUGGCGCGACCAGGCCACGGUCUUCCUCACCUGCUCUUCGGACAAGGCGCGGCGGUACGCGCUGGGCCUCCUCGACCUCACGCCGCUUCUCCACGCGCUGCUAGACUUUUUGGUGGCCGAGCCAAAGAUCGAGCUUUUCUCGGCUGCGCUCUCGGGACUCGAGGGACUCGUCUCCAACUCGGCUGUCAUGGGCUGUGUCGACGUUCACUCAGUUUUGGCACGGGUAUGUGCCCUCCUCGGCGGCAGCCAGUUUGCGGCGUCGGUCGAUGGCGUGCCGGCCGCCGACGACAACACGCUGCGGACUGCCGGCCUCUCACUCCUCGCCAAGCUCCUUGCCCUCGCCACCGCCCGUCCAGGCUACCUCGGGUCGGUGGCGGUGCCGCCGGCAGUGACGCCCGAUGCCGAUGCCCUCAACGCCCGAGUCGAUGCCCUCUUUGUCCGCUUGUGGCCCGAGGCCGUCUCGAUCCGAGGCAGCAGCGAGCGCGGGUCGAGCCACGACGAAGGCAGUGCUGCGCUCGGCGACCGCAUUCUCUUUGCGCUUCACGUUGGCCUUAGCUCGAGCUCGAUGGCUGUGGUACAUGCGGCUCUGCGGGCGCUGCGGGCGCUCAUGAACUGUGGGCGGUGGCGGAGCCAGCUCCUCCGCCAUGUGCCGAGUCUGGUGAGCGCGACGACAAGCAUGGCGAGCGCGCGGUCGGCGGCCCACGUCACCGCGCUCCUUAAUGAGCUCUUCCCGUUUGCGCGGCGGCCGAAGAGCCGGAGCAGCAAAGAGACGGCGCGGGUGGUCGACUCGCCGCGGCGGCUUGUUCCGUUCCUGCGGUUUGUGCUCCGGCUCUGUCGGGUCGACGGCGUCUGUGCCGGGCUUGGUGAAGUCGAGCUCGACUGUCUCUUCCACUUUAUACUCUCGGCCUUUGCGCUCACGCUAACCUCGUCCGACAUCAUUGACUCGGGCUCGCCGCCGCUUCUUCUCUCGCUCUGUGUCCGUGCGGUUCUUGAAGUGGCCGCGGUGGUGCCUGCCACGCUGCGACCGGGCGUCCACGCCCGGAUUUGUGCCGCCGUGUGGCGCGUCUUUGACGCGUCGGCUGUGGCCGAGACCCGCCCACUGCUUGCACGCCACGCGCGGAUGCUACUGUGGACCGCCGAUGCGCUCCUGCCGUCGAUGCUGUAUGCCGGCUCAUUGGUUGGGCGCGACGAGAGCGAGCACGCGCUCGGCACGGUCGACGUCCCGCGGUUUGUAGCCAUAUGGGCCCAGCGUGGUGCCGGCGGCGCCAUUUACACCAUCGAGCGACCGGAUCCGGCGUCGCCGUGGUCGGUGCUUGCCGUCCGCUCGGGUGCUGGCCGCCUCGAGUGGCAGCACGCCAUCGAGAACGAGGUGCUCGUGCCCGGCUUUGUGGCGCCGCCAGCGCCGCCAGGCCUCGCCGCACUGGUUCGCUACCCGUUCCGGGCUGGCGAGGCGCCGAGCGGGCGGGUGGUCAAGAACGUCCGCUCCCGCCGCCGGGCCGUGUUUGGUCGCCGCGGCUCGAGCCAGAGCACCCGCGCGGCAGCAGUCGUCGCCGCCCCACCGUGGAUGGGCCCAGCGGCUCGGGGCUCUGGUUCUGUGCCGCGCUCGCUGAGCUCGGGCUCAUCGUCAGGCGGUGCACGCAGCUCGAGCGCAGGCGCAGGCGUCGGUGGCAUCGAGAGCAUGCUCGCCCGCGACCCGCGCUGGUCCGACGCCUACAUCCAUCCGCCGACCGACCCGGGCUCGCCGCGAGCCGGCUUGCCAACGCUGGAGCCGACGGCGAGCAGCCGCAGUAGCAGCAGCCAGCCGCAGGCUGGCGGUCUCGAAGAUGCCGGCCUCCUCGAGCACCUGGCGACCGAGGAGGCGCUUCCACGGGCGAGGCUGGGCAACUCGAGGGACGGCGAAGCCCGUCCGCGGAAGCGCAUGUCGGCGUCUAGAUCGAUGGACGCCAUUGCCGCGGCGGCGCGCGGUGUGGUGAGCAGCUCGGAGGCGCUCGCUGCAGCAGUAUCUGUGUCCGCGGCUGCGAACGAGUCGAGUGGCGACGAGCGAGCGAGCCUUGUGGACGACGGCGAGCUGGCACCGUACCCUGCCAAGGUGUCGGCAGAGGAGGCGAUGGAGCCGAUGCCGUCAAUGCGCGGUGGUGGACGGGCGGCGACUGACGCGUCAAUGAUGAUGGCGCACCUGGUACCGGCACCGUUCUCGUUUGAGAGUGGGUCGGUCGGAGGGCACGGCUCGAACGAGUGGCUGGUAGUCAAGGAUGAUGUAAGCCGGCAGGCGGUGUACGCAGCGCUUGGAGAGCUCGACAGCCUGCCGACGGCGUUCUCUGUCCACGAAAUUGACGUGGCGUUUGUGGACGCGUCGGCGCACGAGCUCGCCGGUGAGGAUCUCCUUGCAAGCAGCCUGUUUGCCGACGGCCUGGCGUUUGUGGAGCGGACCGGGGCGCUGGAGGGCAAGUGGCAGUGGGCCUCGCCGGUCUCGCGCAUCAAGAUGCGACUCCGUGGCUUGCACAAGGGCUUGCGGCGUGAUGAGAGCCUUGUCUCGGUUGUCUUUUGCGCGUCCGAGGCCGUGGCGCCGUCGUCGGCCUGCGUUCGCAUCGUCAUCCAGCCGCGCGGCGAAGGCCUUUACACGGUUCGGCUCCACGUCCGGCCGGGCAUGUAUGCGCGCUCGCCGCUGUGGCAAGACGUGCCGAGUAGCGAGCUGGUCGCGGGGCCGGUCCUCGCGCAGCACGUCAUGGAUCUGGCUGUCCUCUGCGAUGACAUGAUCCAGGCCCAGGUCCGUGGCUACGAUCACAUGCCCAACGCUGGCGCAAGAGUGGCCAAGGUUCAGGCUGUCCUCGACUCGGUCUUUGUGCGCGAGCGCGAGCCGACCGAGGCCUUCCAUGUCGUUCCCGUCGACGGCGACGAGCGCGAUGUCCAGGUCAUUCGCCCCACGUUGGCAUAG